CAAGCUCGCCAAAAGUGGCUGCUGCAACAAGCCAACAAUACCAUCAUCCAUCUUCAAGCACUGGCAAUGGUGGUUAACGGUGGCCCUCUGCACCUUCUUCGUCCUCGCUGGCCAAACUGUACCAAGGAGGCAGUAGUAUGUGGAUGGCCACUUUAGUCCAAUCUGCAGGCUGCCCUCUCCUCCUCAUCCCCUACCUCCUCUUUCCUCCGUCAUCAAACCCUAAUCCCCUCCCUCGCCCCCCUCUACCAAAGACCGCGUUGAUAUACAUCGGUUUAGGGCUCAUCAUUGCCGGUGACAACUUGAUGUACUCUUAUGGCCUCCUCUACCUCCCGCUCUCAACCUAUUCUUUAGUUUGCGCGUCGCAGCUCGCCUUCAAUGUAAUCUUCUCUUACUUCCUCAAUGCCCAAAAGCUCACAGCGCUGAUAUUCAACUCCGUCAUGCUUCUCACUCUCUCUGCAACCCUUCUUGGGGUCCGUUCCGAUUCUGAUGAUUCUAUCGGCGUAUCGAAAAGCAAGCAAGCCCUAGGGUUUGUGCUCACCCUAACAGCCUCAGCUGUCUUGUCGCUCCUCCUCUCCCUAACCCAAUGCGCAUUUCAAAAAGUUUUCAGGCGGCAGACGUUUUUUUUCGUGCUAGAGGUGCAACUGUGUACUAAUCUCGUCGCGGCCUGUGCAACAGUUGUUGGGCUAUUCGUUAGUGGAGAUUAUAGGGGAUUAAACGAGGAAAUGCUGGGGUUUGAGAAGGGAAGGGUCUCAUAUUUGAUGACCUUGGUUUGGAUCGCGAUAUCUUGGCAAGUAUGUUCCGUGGGGGCAGUCGGGCUGAUAUUUAUGGUGUCGUCGCUGUUUUCUAACGUGAUAGGCACGCUGGGGUUGCCACUUGUGCCGGUAUUUGCUGUGGUUUUCUUUGGGGAUAAGAUGGAUGGGGUGAAGAUUGUGGCUAUGUUGAUUGCAGUGUGGGGGUUUCUAUCUUACAUUUAUCAGCAUUACCUUGAUGAUUCUAGGCUGAAGAAGGAUAAUAGAAGAACAGGGGCAUUAUAGUGAGUGGUAUUCAAUAUGUUGUUGCUUACUUAAUUUAGACUCUUAUCUGGUGAGCGAUGGACGAGCCUCGACAUCAGUGGGAAAUUUACUCUCUUGGUGCGGGUCCGGGCGGGGCGUUCUGAUCCAUAGAGAUGCCAAGUAAGAGGAAAGGUUCGACAUUCCACUCUCAGAAAUUUCGACACGCACCGUCUCUGGUAUGCCUCAGAUCUACCGCACGUGGUGGGCCUCUGAUAGGAUUUCUACUCCUCUCUCUGUACCGUUGUACCACAUUUUGCCCCACGCAUCUAUCGUGCGCGCUAGGUUACAAGUCUUCAUAUAUGCUUUGAUAUCCAUCAACAGAAUUGAAUCACCAUUCUCCAAUCUGUUGAUGUUCGUAGGCUCAAAAGUUUUUUUUUUCAAAUUGAAAGUUUAAACCA
Molecule: messenger RNA, 1450 nt
Organism: Asparagus officinalis (garden asparagus)
Lineage: Eukaryota; Viridiplantae; Streptophyta; Magnoliopsida; Asparagales; Asparagaceae
Product: probable purine permease 11
Exons: 1
Coding region: 138-1034 (298 amino acids)
Cellular component (GO): membrane
Molecular function (GO): purine nucleoside transmembrane transporter activity
Source: RefSeq, a predicted model, not a curated record